Laetiporus sulphureus 93-53 is the source of this 1405-nucleotide messenger RNA. RefSeq names its product thiolase. Gene Ontology annotation, molecular function: acetyl-CoA C-acyltransferase activity. Gene Ontology annotation, cellular component: peroxisome. The transcript is spliced from 6 exons. The record is from RefSeq and is a predicted model, not a curated record. Gene Ontology annotation, biological process: fatty acid beta-oxidation; phenylacetate catabolic process. Lineage: Eukaryota; Fungi; Basidiomycota; Agaricomycetes; Polyporales; Laetiporaceae. Bases 40 to 1296 code for a protein of 418 amino acids.
CCAGACGUCUUUUUCUCUGUGUGCCAGGCAACUGCGACGAUGGCGAUGGAACGUGUGAAGCAGCUAGUGUCGCACAUGACGCCGGGCUCGUCAAAGGGCGUCGCGGCGCUGGAGCGCAAGAGCCCAGAUGACGUGGUUAUCACGAUGGCGAUUCGCUCGCCGCUCUGCAGAGCAAAGGGCGGAGGAUUCAUGCACACCCGGAGCGACGAGCUGCUGGCAGAAAUGUUCAAACAAGCGAUUGCAAAGUCGGGCGUGGAUCCCGCACACGUCGGCGACAUCACCGUGGGCACAGUGCUCGCACCAGGCGCGACGUACGAGGCUCGUGCGGCCGCCCUCGCGGCAGGCUUCCCCGAGUCUGUGCCUGUAGUGACGAUCAACCGAUUCUGCUCGUCAGGUCUCAUGGCCGUGACGGACAUCUCGAACAAGAUUCGGGCGGGACAGAUCGAAAUUGGUCUGGCAGUCGGCGUUGAGAGCAUGUCCAAUAACCCAGACAACGGCGCGCCGCCACUCAGCGAGAGCAUUAAAGCUCACCAGGUUGCAUGCGACUGUUCCAUGCCGAUGGGCCGGACGUCGGAGAACGUCGCUGGAGAUUUCAACAUCUCGCGCGAGGACAUGGACGACUGGUCCGCCAAGUCCUUCCAGCGCGCCGAGCGCGCAGACAAAGCUGGCUGGUUCGCCAACGAGAUCGUCCCCUUCACCGCAUACGAGAAACCCGACGAGACCGGCAAGCGCGCGACGAAAGUCGUCGCGAAGGACGAUGGGAUCCGGUAUGGCACGACGAAGGAGGGGCUGCUGAGGAUUAGGUCGGCCUUCCCCCAUUGGCAGCCCGCGCAGACCACCGGCGGCAAUGCGAGCCAGAUCACGGAUGGUGCGGCGGCGGUGUUGCUGAUGACGAGGCGCAAGGCGGAGGAGCUGGGACUAAGGAUCUUGGCGAAACAUAUCACGACGGCGGUUGCUGGCGUGCCCCCGCGCGUGAUGGGCAUCGGGCCGACACAUGCAAUUCCCAAGGCUCUUGAGCUAGCUGGGAUCACUCAGGAGGAUGUGGAUCUCUUUGAGAUUAACGAGGCAUUUGCGUCAAUGAUGGUCUACAGCCUACGAACGCUAGGACUCGACCCCGAGAAGGUAAACGUGAACGGCGGUGCGAUCGCGCUGGGACAUCCUUUAGGCGCCACAGGUGCCCGACAGCUUGCAACCGGGCUGAACGAGCUGCACAGAAGGAAGGGCAAGAUUCUGGUUACUUCGAUGUGUAUUGGUACCGGCAUGGGUGCUGCGGGGGUGUUUGUCGGUGAAUAUUGAGCGUUUCUGAGGGAGUUAGGCGGCUGCGCAGCACUCAGAACUCUGCAUGAUUCCUCGCGAGGUCACCUGUGAUUAUAUACUUAGCUGGGCUGUUUUCGUGACGACCUUA